UCAAGAUGGCGGACGUGGCGAGCCCCUCCCGCCGGGGUGCGGCGGCGUUCUGGAGCAGGGACUUUUCUGAUGAAGAACAAUCAGUAGUAUAUGUUCCAGGAAUUUCUACAGAAGGAAAUACCAAAUCAAGACACAAGUUAAGUCCAAAAGCUGAUGUUAAACUUAAGACUUCCAGGGUUACUGCCUCUUCAAUCUCCAUGGAGUCUUUAAAAGGUGCAGGAGAUUCAGUAAAUGAACAGAAUUUCUGCAGGGGAGGAAUGAAGAGUGCGUCGUUGAAGGAUUUAUGUCUCGAAGACAAAAGACGCAUUGCAAAUUUAAUUAAAGAACUGGCCAGAGUAAGCGAGGAAAAGGAAGUGACCGAAGAACGAUUCCGAGCUGAGCAGGAAUCGUUUGAGAAGAAGAUCAGGCAGUUGGAAGAACAGAAUGAUCUGAUCAUCAAAGAAAGGGAAGCUCUUCAGCUACAGUAUAGAGAAUGCCAAGAACUUCUAAGUCUCUAUCAGAAAUAUCUAUCAGAACAGCAAGAGAAGCUCACCAUGUCUCUCUCAGAACUUGGUGCUGCUAGAAUGCAGGAACAACAGGUAUCCAGUAGGAAAAGCACUCUUCAGUCUUCAGCUAUGGAACUAGAUGGUUCCUACUUGAGUGUAGCCAAAUCACAAUCCUGCUAUCAAACCAAGCAGAGGCCUAAGUCUGCAAACCAGGACUCAGCUUCAGAAGCCCUUCUGCAGUUUAGGAAUAAUUCUUUGAAACCAGCAGACAUCCGUUAUCCCAAAACGGACCUAGACAGGGUGUCAUCAAAGACCAGAACAUGUGACUAUGGAUCUCCAGGGAGAAAACUGGCAGAUGCAGUCCCUACAGAGAAGGUUCCACCAGCAGAACUGAAGAUGAAAGAAUGCCAACCCCUGAAGCUUACUCCUUCCAGUCAGUGUUGUGGUCAUAGACUUUCUGAAAAUGUAGAUCCUAUUCAUGAAAGCCAUCCUACACACAUGGCCCCUCAGUAUUCCAGAACACAUCUGGAAUCAUGCAGUUAUUGUGGGCUCUCCUGGACAUCCCUGAUGCAUGGUCAAGGGACCCAGCAGUCUGGUGAAACUGAUGUCAAAAAGCAACUCUCAGAAAAUAGAAAACAGCAACUUAUGCUUCAGAAAAUGGAGCUGGAAAUUGAAAAAGAGCGCCUUCAGCAUCUGCUGACCCAGCAGGAGACAAAGCUUCUCCUAAAACAGCAGCAGCUUCAUCAGUCUCGACUGGAUUACAAUUGUUUAUUGAAGUCAAAAUGUGAUGGCUGGCUGCUGGGAGGAUCAUCGUCCAUCAAAAAGUACCAAGAGUCCACUAACAGCAAUGAGACUAGAAGGGAGAAGAAGACAGUUGGGUUUCAAUCACAUACAGAAGAUGAUACCCUAUGGACAUGUCAAAAGAAAGAUACAUAUCAACCCCAAAGAGGUAAGCUUAACCACCGCCACAUUAGAAGGCUGCAGUUGAAAAGGCACUUUGAGAAAGGUCGCAUCAGGCCAGCCCUUACAGUGGUGGAGGUUAAUCUCUCCCGGGCCCAG
Messenger RNA from Odobenus rosmarus divergens (Pacific walrus), 1544 nucleotides. RefSeq names its product KIAA1328 ortholog. The record is from RefSeq and is a predicted model, not a curated record. The annotation marks the transcript as partial. The transcript is spliced from 9 exons. NCBI's taxonomy places the organism in Eukaryota, Metazoa, Chordata, Mammalia, Carnivora, Odobenidae.